Pollicipes pollicipes is the source of this 364-nucleotide messenger RNA. RefSeq lists its product as uncharacterized. Lineage: Eukaryota; Metazoa; Arthropoda; Thecostraca; Pollicipedomorpha; Pollicipedidae. Bases 1 to 363 code for a protein of 120 amino acids. The record is from RefSeq and is a predicted model, not a curated record. The transcript is spliced from 2 exons.
AUGUCUCACAUCAUGGCGGCCCUCGUCGGCCCCCAGCUGGCCAUGGAGGGGCCCGACGGCUGGCUGCAAAGACAGCACAGAGCGCACAUGAUGACAGCCGGGGUAUUGAAAUCGGCCAUCCGCUGCCUGUCCCAGUUGAUCACGUACGUAACACUCGACUGUGACAACUCAGGCCUCCUGGCGUGGCUGCCGCGCAUGCCGGCCAUGCUGGAGCGGCUGGCAGCCUGGCAGCGCUCCAUGAAGCGUGACGAUUGGGAGCGACGCCGUCACCAUGAAGCCCAGGCGGCACGCGUCGUCGGCUUAGAGAUCCAGCAGUGCUUCCUGAGCGUGUUAUAUUGGCCGCCGCUCUGUGGUUGGGAGUAAU